This is a messenger RNA of Marmota monax (woodchuck), 2938 nucleotides long. It is a transcript of the gene Mapk7, whose product is annotated as mitogen-activated protein kinase 7. Gene Ontology annotation, molecular function: MAP kinase activity; ATP binding. Gene Ontology annotation, cellular component: cytoplasm; nucleus. The coding region runs from base 232 to 2664 and encodes 810 amino acids. The record is from RefSeq and is a predicted model, not a curated record. The transcript has 7 exons. NCBI's taxonomy places the organism in Eukaryota, Metazoa, Chordata, Mammalia, Rodentia, Sciuridae. Gene Ontology annotation, biological process: cell surface receptor signaling pathway; intracellular signal transduction; protein phosphorylation.
CCCUGGCUGGGCAGCGGGCGACGCUGGUGUGGUGGUGGCGGCCCUUGAACAAGUGAGCGAGCGAGUCGUGGAGACCUCCUCCGCUGGGGACGGGAGGUCGGCGAGCCCCGGGACCUCCAUAAGUCUAAGUCCUGAGGAGGCGUGAGGGUGAGGCGCCAUUGGCUCACAGAGGGGAAACUGAGGCCGACGGGGGGCGGACCUCUCCUCACCAAGCGUCUCCAUAUAGGCAUCAUGGCCGAGCCCCUAAAGGAGGAAGACGGCGAGGACGGCUCUGGGGAGCCCCCCGGGCCAGUGAAGGCAGAACCCGUCCAUACCUCUGCCUCUGUUGCGGCCAAGAACCUAGCUCUGCUCAAAGCCCGCUCCUUUGAUGUGACCUUUGACGUGGGGGAUGAGUACGAGAUCAUCGAGACCAUAGGCAAUGGAGCCUACGGGGUGGUGUCCUCUGCUCGCCGCCGCCUCACGGGCCAGCAGGUGGCCAUCAAGAAGAUCCCGAAUGCUUUUGAUGUGGUAACCAAUGCCAAACGGACCCUCAGGGAGCUGAAGAUCCUCAAACACUUCAAACAUGACAAUAUCAUUGCUAUCAAGGACAUCCUGAGGCCCACUGUACCCUAUGGAGAAUUCAAAUCUGUCUAUGUGGUCCUGGACCUGAUGGAGAGCGACCUGCACCAGAUCAUCCACUCCUCACAGCCACUUACACUGGAGCAUGUGCGCUACUUCCUGUACCAGCUGCUGCGGGGCCUUAAGUACAUGCACUCAGCUCAGGUCAUCCACCGUGACCUCAAGCCCUCUAACCUGUUGGUGAAUGAGAACUGUGAGCUCAAGAUUGGUGACUUUGGUAUGGCCCGUGGCCUGUGUACCUCCCCUGCUGAACACCAGUACUUCAUGACUGAGUAUGUGGCUACUCGCUGGUACCGGGCCCCUGAGCUCAUGCUGUCCCUGCAUGAGUACACACAGGCUAUCGACCUCUGGUCUGUGGGCUGUAUCUUUGGCGAGAUGCUUGCCCGGCGCCAGCUCUUCCCAGGCAAAAACUACGUGCACCAGCUUCAACUGAUUAUGAUGGUGUUGGGUACCCCAUCGCCAACUGUGAUUCAAGCUGUCGGGGCUGAAAGGGUGCGGGCCUAUAUCCAGAGCCUGCCACCACGCCAGCCUGUGCCUUGGGAGACAGUGUACCCAGGUGCUGACCGCCAGGCUCUUUCACUGCUGGGUCGCAUGCUGCGUUUCGAACCCAGUGCUCGCAUCUCAGCAGCUGCUGCUCUUCGCCAUCCUUUCCUGGCCAAGUACCAUGACCCUGAUGAUGAGCCUGAUUGUGCCCCACCCUUUGACUUUGCCUUUGACCGUGAAGCCCUUACCCGGGAACGCAUUAAGGAGGCCAUUGUGGCAGAGAUUGAGGACUUCCAUGCACGAAGGGAAGGCAUCCGCCAACAGAUCCGCUUCCAGCCUUCCUUGCAGCCUGUGGCCAGUGAGCCUGGCUGUCCAGAUGUUGAGAUGCCCAGUCCCUGGGCUCCCAGUGGGGACUGUGCCAUGGAGUCACCCCCACCAGCCCCACCACCAUGCCCUGGCCGUGCACCUGAUACCAUUGAUCUGACCCUGCAGCCACCUCCACCAGCCAGUGAGCCUGCCCCACCGAAGAAAGAGGGCGCCAUCUCAGACAAUACCAAGGCAGCCCUCAAAGCUGCCCUGCUCAAGUCCUUGCGGAGCCGGCUGAAAGAUGGCCCUAGUGCACCCUUGGAGGCUCCUGAGCCACGGAAGCCAGUGACGGCCCAGGAGCGACAGCGAGAACGUGAGGAGAAGCGGCGGAGACGGCAAGAGAGAGCCAAGGAGCGGGAAAAGCGGCGGCAAGAGCGGGAGCGAAAGGAGCGAGGGGCUGGGACCUCAGGGGGCCCUUCCACUGACCCCCUGGCUGGACUGGUGCUUAGUGACAAUGAUCGAAGCCUGCUAGAGCGCUGGACUCGCAUGGCCCAGCCCCCUGCUCCAGCCCCAGCCCCAGCCCCAGCAACAAGGCCAUCCCCAGCCCAGCCCACCAGUCCACCCCCUGGCCCCAUAGCCCAGCCCACGGGUCCUCCUCCACAACCUGUAGGCUCCACCACAGGUCCUGCACCCCAGCCUCCCUGCCCACCUCCUUGUCCUGCUUCCCAUCCUGCUGGCCCUCCGGGACCCAUACCUAUUCCUGCUGCACUCCAGACUGCCACCUCCAGUAGCCUUCUGGCCCCCCAGUCACUUGUGCCACCCCCUGGGUUGCCUGGCUCUAGUGCUCCAGGAGUUCUGCCUUACUUCUCAUCUGGCCCACCACCUCUAGACCCUGGGGGGGGACCUCAGCCUUCUACAUCAGAAUCACCCGAUGUCAACUUGGUGACCCAGCAGCUGUCUAAGUCCCAGGUGGAGGACCCCCUGCCCCCUGUGUUCUCAGGCACUCCAAAGGGCAGUGGGGCUGGCUAUGGUGUUGGCUUUGACCUGGAGGAAUUCUUAAACCAAUCUUUCGACAUGGGCGUGGCUGACGGGCCACAGGAUGGCCAGGCAGACUCUGCCUCCCUCUCAGCUUCUCUCCUUGCUGACUGGCUUGAGGGCCAUGGCAUGAACCCUGCUGAUAUCGAAUCCCUGCAGCGUGAAAUUCAGAUGGACUCCCCGAUGCUUCUGGCUGACCUGCCUGACCUCCAGGAGCCCUAAGGCCCAUAGCCUUUGCCUUGCCACCAGCUCCGGGACCCAGAUUCAGGGCCCAUGGGAGCAGGUGAGGCUCAGCUUGGAUUAUUUUGUAGGUUCAUCUCAGACCCACCCUUCAGCCUUAAGCAGCCACCUGAGCCAUCACCGAGCCAUGACAGGAUUGGGAGACCCCUACUCCACCCAGCAAUCCUUUUCAGUAUGGUAUUUUUAUUAUUGUAAUAUUAUUACACAGUCUUUUUGACAUCAAAAUGAGGCCUGUGAAAUACAAGGUUCCUUUUAA